This is a messenger RNA of Drosophila serrata, 1434 nucleotides long. It is a transcript of the gene Wnt10, whose product is annotated as Wnt oncogene analog 10. The record is from RefSeq and is a predicted model, not a curated record. Gene Ontology annotation, molecular function: frizzled binding; cytokine activity. Gene Ontology annotation, biological process: canonical Wnt signaling pathway; cell fate commitment; multicellular organism development. Lineage: Eukaryota; Metazoa; Arthropoda; Insecta; Diptera; Drosophilidae. Gene Ontology annotation, cellular component: extracellular region.
AUGACUGCGUGGCAAGCAACAUCAAAAGGCCACAAGCAACAGCAACAGCAGCAGCAGCAACAAGAAGCAGGAAGCGGCAGCAACGGCAACCUGGUUGCUGCCACACCGGCAACAACAUCGAGCCAUUGCAAUUUGCAUUUAAUUGUUGUGAUUAUCUUGGCCUGCUGCACACGCUGGCUCUAUGGCUUGCCGGAUGGCCGUGCCACCUGCCGUUCAGUGCCUGGAUUGACCAAGGACCAAGUGGAGCUUUGCUACAAGGCCAGUGAUGUGACAGCAGCUGCUCUGGAAGGACUCGAUAUGGCCAUACGUGAAUGCCAAAUUCAGUUUCAAUGGCACCGCUGGAACUGUUCGUCGCUGAGCACAAAGAGCCGCAAUCCGCAUGCCUCCAGUUUGCUGAAGAAAGGCUACCGGGAAAGUGCAUUCGCCUUCGCCAUCUCAGCCGCCGGUGUGGCCCACAGUGUGGCCCGGGCCUGCAGUCAAGGCCGUUUGAUGUCCUGCGGCUGUGAUCCCACCAUUAAUCGCAAAACGUUGAACAAGAACCUGCGCCAGUCGCUCGACAAGGAGAAGAAACAGUUUCUCCAGUACUUGGAGACCAACCAGAUCCUCACGCCCGAGGAGGAGAAGAAGUACGAAAGAUCCAAGAUCGCCAGUCGCUGGAAAUGGGGCGGCUGCUCCCACAACAUGGACUUUGGGGUGGAGUACUCCAAGUUGUUUCUUGACUGCCGCGAAAAGGCCGGCGACAUACAGUCCAAGAUCAAUCUGCACAACAAUCAUGCCGGCAGGAUAUCCGUUUCCAACAACAUGGAGUUCCGUUGCAAAUGCCAUGGCAUGUCCGGCAGCUGUCAGCUGAAAACCUGCUGGAAAUCCGCCCCCGACUUUCACAUUGUGGGCAAAGUGCUGAAGCAUCAGUUUCGCAAGGCCAUACUUGUGGAUCAAUCGAAUUUGGGUAAUGGAGAGCCAGUAGUUGUCUUAAAAAGAGCGCGAAAUAAGAAGUCUAAUGGAGGCAGUGGCUCGGGAUCCUUGUCCACCGAUCUGGAUGCCAUAGAUGCUUCGGGGCUGGAUGGAGGCGGAGCUGGGGAUUCGGAAUUAACGCGACGCCAUGAAGGUGUCGGCGUGGAGCGAGGAAAUCGGCAGCCAAAUUCUGAUAAGAAUGCUGCCAGGAUGGCCCGAAAGCUGGAGACCUCGCUGUUCUAUUAUCAAAGAUCACCAAAUUUUUGUGAACGGGAUCUGGGAGCAGAUAUACAGGGCACCGUGGGUCGAAAAUGUAAUCGUAAUACCACGACCAGUGAUGGAUGCGCCUCCCUCUGCUGUGGGCGUGGCCACAGCCAGGUGAUCGAGCGGCGGGCGGAGCGGUGUCACUGUAAAUUUCAAUGGUGCUGUAGUGUGGAGUGCGAGGAGUGCCACGUGGAGGAGUGGAUUAGUAUAUGCAAUUGA